AUGAUUGAUCAGGCAACUCUUCAGACGGCGACAUAUAAAAUCAGGCAUAUUGCUACCGGGCAAUACGUUGUUCUCAAGGACACCAACAGGACUUCAUCUUUGAUUGUCCUGCAAGACAGCCAUUUCGAACACCUUGCAUGGGUUCUGGACAAGCUGGCUGGACUUGAAGACUCGUAUCAUGUCAGGAGUUUCCUGCAGAACACUUUUCUUAGGAUGGGACAGUCUCCCACAGCGGGCGCUGAAAUUGUUUCCGGGACAGAAUCAUAUCCGUGGUUCAUUCGUCCUGCUGCUAGCGGUUUUGGCGACUUCUACCUCAUUUCACCUUGUUCGGAUCCCUCGCUCUAUUUGACCAUCGUGAGGACAAGGGAUGGUGCCAAUGCUACACUGACCAACAACCCAAAACAUCAUGUAUACUGGGAGUUUGCUAAAAUGUCUGCCUGA
Messenger RNA from Suillus clintonianus, 441 nucleotides. RefSeq lists its product as uncharacterized. The record is from RefSeq and is a predicted model, not a curated record. Lineage: Eukaryota; Fungi; Basidiomycota; Agaricomycetes; Boletales; Suillaceae. The transcript is spliced from 4 exons. The coding region runs from base 1 to 441 and encodes 146 amino acids.